This is a messenger RNA of Colletotrichum truncatum, 564 nucleotides long. Lineage: Eukaryota; Fungi; Ascomycota; Sordariomycetes; Glomerellales; Glomerellaceae. The record is from RefSeq and is a predicted model, not a curated record.
AUGGAUUCAGUCACUGAGAAGCAACCACGGAACGGUGCCUUAAACGAACCUCUUAAGACUCCUGAAGCGAAGAGAUUUCUAGCAUACCUACGGAUAAAGGAUGCAAACGCCAGGACGUUAUUAAAGGGAUAUAUCAGACCCUCUACAUCACUAGCGGGAUACCUAAUCCUGUUCGUACUAAAAAAGAACGGCAAACUACGACUCUGCGUCGACUACCGGAAACUUAACGACAUUACGAUCAAGAACUGCUACCCACUACCGCUCAUCUCCGAACUACGAGACCUGUUGCACGGAGCACAGUGGUUUACAGCACUCGACCUAAAAGGAGCCUAUAACCUGAUCCGGAUGAAAUCAGGUGAAGAAUGGAAGACAGCGUUUCGAACACGCCGAGGACAUUACGAGUACCUUGUGAUGCCCUUCGGACUUACCAACGCACCCGCGACAUUCCAGACGAUGAUCAACCACGUCUUACGAGAAUUUCUAGAUGUGUUCGUCGUAGUUUACCUCGACGAUAUCCUAAUCUUCUCUAAGACUCUGGAAGACUACAAAAAACACGUAUACUAA